Molecule: messenger RNA, 2519 nt
Organism: Harpegnathos saltator (Jerdon's jumping ant)
Lineage: Eukaryota; Metazoa; Arthropoda; Insecta; Hymenoptera; Formicidae
Exons: 4
Coding region: 60-2519 (819 amino acids)
Source: RefSeq, a predicted model, not a curated record
AUGCGAAACGAGUCGAGGUCGGAAGACGACGUAGGAGGAGGAGGAACAAGAGACUCCGGAUGGAGAGACGCGUGAAGGAGAGACGCAUCCGCGAGGGAGAGUCGCUCUGGCGCGUCUACAUGAAGUCAUACGCAGAAUCACGGAGGAGCGAGCCGGAGCAGGAGCAGGAGGACGCUUCGGAAAGGCGGAAGACGCCGGUCGACAUCCCGAGAUUGCCUCACGCGGCAGCCGUCGACGAGAUGCUUCCUCCGCGCCAGUGUUUUCCGCUCGGCGGCCUUCGGCUCGGCCGUCGAGCGGCCGCUGGGACACCCGUCGGGCCAACUCGAGGCGAGAUGAGGUCGAUUUGGAGAAGCGUGAGGUCGAGGCAGUCGGCGAGUCUGCCUGGGCGAAGGGGCAGGCUGUCGUCGAGAAGCGGAAGCGAAGAGUGGCCCGGUGUUUGGCCAUGCACUAAGCGGGACUUGCUGGGCGAACUGCGCGAGAAGGAAAAGCGAAGGAAGCGGAGGGACGCGUUCCCUUGCGACUCGCGGCUCGACGAAGAGGAAGAGCUUCUGCUGCGCCAACAUGGGAGCGACCUCGCCAAUCGCAAGGAGCUGGGCCACGUUCGAGCGCCGGUGCCGUGUCCGGAGGCCAAGUCGGAUUUCAUGGUGGAUCGCGCGGCCGGCGAGCGCCCCGGUCUCGUGGACGGCGAUUACGUCGUGCUGGAGUUGGCUGCGGAGAAUUCGCAGGGCAAGCGUGCGCACGCCAACGUGGUGCUCCGCGGGCUCAAGGGCAUGCAUCUGCCGGAACUGAGUCCGCUGCGGGCACGCAGGGCCACUUGGAAGUUCUGCUUCUAUCAGGCGCUCGUGGCACUCUUGGCGAAAACUCAGCUCAGAUACAAGUAUGCGUGGGGCGCCAAUAUCGAUUACAUCUACGACCACGCUUGGACGCUCUUCACCCACAUCGGCGCGCUCAACGUGAGGAGGAAGCAGCGCUUCGACGACGUCGUCGUGUACAACUACAAGUACAGCGUCGAGCUCGAGCUGGUUCACGAGAUGAAGGACGCGCCGGUGGCGCGGGGCGUCGACUGGGGAUACGAAGAGAACGGCCUGAAGCGACGGGUAAUGCUGCCGAGGAAGGACCCGCUGAAGGUCAGGGUGGAACUCGGCUGCCGCAAGGUGACGGAGUCGACGGGCGUGCCGGUGCACGAGGACGCGCGAGCGGUCGAGCAGUGGUUCGAUCAGCUGGCUUGGCGUUAUCGCAACUGCAUCCUCCGCACGAGCAGGUUCUCCUUGGCCUUCUGGCAAGACGGCCUCUUCUGGUACCUGUACAACCCCUACCGAUGCGACGAGUUCGGCCUGUGGGACGACGACGGCCGCGGCUGCAUCGUCAAGUUCUGCUCCAAGGACUCCUUACGCCGGCACCUGGUGCUCCUCUCGCUGAGAGCCUUCGCAUACGAGGUGCCGCGGUCGGUCCGAGCCGACGAGCACGUCUUCGACCUGCAGAUCUUCCACGUGACCUUCCUCUGCUGCCAGCUGCACAACUUGAAGCUGCUGCAGCGCGGUGCUGCACCGAAAGCACCGCGACAACCUCGCGUCGGCGAGGUCCGAUCAAGCUUCUUCGAGACGAGCGACGGCGAUGAGGCCGAGCGGGAAUCGGAGAUGGACGUUGACGAGGAUCCCCGAGCUGCGCGAGAGAGAGUCGCGUGGCUGAAGCGCUUCCGCGCUACCUGGAGCAAGUGUCCGGCCGGGAGCGGCCAGAAGCGACGAGCGGCCAAGGUCGUGGCGGGCGACUCCGGCAAGAAGAGGUGGCAUCACUACCACGUGGAGGAAGCCAACAGGCUGUUCUCGCUGUGGGGCUCCGUGCACGUGAGCGACGGCAUGUUCGACGAAGCGAACCGCGGCAUGCAGACGUACGCGUGUUACGUGGUGUGCGCCGGCAUGACGAGGCUGAUGGCGCCCGAGUACUGGAGUCCGAAGGUCCUCGACGUGGUGGUGAUGUGCGGCGACCGCUACUACACGCGCAGCAGGCUCGAGGCCGAGCGCAAGGUCGGCAGCAGCGAGUACGCUCGUGUGGACUGCUGGAGCAAGUACCUGAGCGAGCGCUUCGACAUCGCCGGCACCAUCUUCGAGGCCCGGAUGUUGCCGGCGCUGGACGGCAGGCUGUACGCCAAGUCGGACAAGUGCCUGUGGCGCUCGCUGGAGCGUAUGUUCGCCGAGCACCCGUUCGCCGUGCUGACGUGCGAGAGCGUCUGCCUCGGCCUCUUCAAGUUCUGCGGCGCGUACUACAUGUGCGACGUCGGCUCCUUCGGCCCGCCGCUCUUCACUUACGGCCACGGCGUGCCGUACCUCAUGAGAGCCACGUCCUUCCGCAAGUUCGCGACGGUGCUGGUGGCGAGCAUCGGCUCGCCCGACCGCAGCCGCUUCACUCUGAACCCCGUGGAGAUCCUCAAGGUCGUCGAGGUGGGCGCCGAGUUUGCUCGUCGUACGACGAGGAGGCCCGUUCAUAAGCGAGUGGUCGGCAAGGCGAAGAGGAGGGCGUAG